CGACCGCCAUCAGGGAAAAAAAAGUAUUCUUCGUGUUCUCUCUUCUCUUUCUUUUGCUUUUUUUUGCCACGGAGCAGAGACGAACAAAAAGAACGAUCGUUCUGGUUGAAAGGGCCUACUUAGAGUAAGCUGCCUGUGCCCCCGGCCAGCCCCUCGCCCAGAAAGGUCGAUUGGCCCAGCGGCGUCACGUCAAGACUGCUCAGCCCCAAUUCCAGGUUUACUCCAACCAUUAUCGCCCGCCUGAACAACAUCCUUCGAACAGACGACCCUAUUUACUCUCCCGCGGAGUGUCCUGUUUCCUGUUUCUGCGGUCGGAAAGUGAAUGCGCAAGGCCGCAUCUUUCUAGUCGGCUUGCUUUGACUGGCCUUGAACGCCCGACUCGGUCGCGGUGUCUCGCGAGCAUUCGCUGCAGAAUGGGUUCGAAUCUACCAGCCCAGCCAAAUCUGAGGGUUACAAUUAUCGCGGCGGAUGGAUUAUACAAGCGAGAUGUCUUUCGUUUUCCGGAUCCAUUCGCUGUGGCCACCGUCGGCGGUGAGCAGACCCAUACCACCUCGGUGAUUAAGAAAACGUUGAAUCCAUACUGGAAUGAGAUGUUUGAUCUGAGAGUCAAUGAGGAUAGUAUACUAGCGAUCCAGAUCUUCGAUCAGAAGAAGUUCAAGAAGAAGGACCAGGGUUUCCUAGGCGUCAUCAACGUUCGCAUUGGAGAUGUGAUCGAUUUGCAGAUGGGUGGCGAUGAGAUGCUUACCCGCGAUCUGAAGAAGUCAAAUGACAAUCUGGUCGUGCAUGGAAAGCUCAUCAUCAACCUGUCUACGAACCUCAGCACACCAAAUACCACGAGUCAGAACAGGACGCAGAAUCGCGCAUCGUCAACCGGACUUGUCCCGCAGCCAGCUCUCCCCCACUCCGAGUCGUCUACCGCAGCUGCUUCCACCGCGAGUACUCCACGACCUCCAGCUUCUUCUACUCGACCGACCAGCAUUGUGGCCCCUGUCAACGGCACCGCGGCGCAGCCUAAUGGACACGCUUCCUCUCGCACGAACCUGAGCUCCUUCGAAGAUAGCCAGGGCAGACUUCCUGCUGGAUGGGAAAGACGCGAGGAUAAUUUGGGGAGGACGUACUAUGUCGACCAUAACACGAGGACAACCACCUGGACGAGACCGUCGGCAAACUAUAAUGAACACACUCAACGAACCCAGCGGGAGGCCAGUAUGCAGAUGGAACGGAGAGCCCACCAAAGCCGGAUGCUACCGGAGGAUCGUACAGGUGCCAACUCUCCCAGCUCAGCAGAAGCUCACCAAACGCACACGCCACCAAGCGGUAGCAAUGCCAAUGCUGUUUCUAUGAUGGCAACUGGUGCGACUACGGCCGGUACCGGUGAGCUUCCUGCUGGAUGGGAGCAGCGUACAACGCCGGAAGGACGACCAUAUUUCGUCGACCACAACACUCGCACGACGACGUGGGUUGAUCCCCGUCGACAACAGUACAUCCGCAUGUACGGCCAGAACGCAAACGGCACCAACACCACAAUUCAGCAGCAGCCAGUAUCCCAGCUGGGUCCUCUACCAAGUGGAUGGGAGAUGCGGUUGACGAACACAGCACGCGUCUAUUUUGUUGACCACAAUACCAAGACGACGACUUGGGAUGACCCCCGGUUGCCGUCAUCCUUGGACCAGGGCGUGCCGCAGUACAAGCGUGACUUCCGGCGUAAAUUGAUCUACUUCAGAUCGCAGCCCGCUCUGAGGAUCAUGUCUGGACAGUGCCAUGUCAAGGUCCGCCGAUCAAACAUUUUCGAGGAUUCGUAUGCCGAGAUCAUGCGUCAGAGUGCAUCCGAUCUCAAAAAGCGGCUCAUGAUCAAGUUCGACGGAGAGGACGGUCUGGAUUAUGGUGGUCUCUCUCGUGAAUUCUUCUUCCUUCUUUCUCACGAAAUGUUCAACCCUUUCUAUUGUCUAUUCGAAUAUUCCGCGCACGAUAAUUACACCCUGCAAAUUAAUCCUCACUCCGGCGUUAAUCCCGAACAUUUGAAUUAUUUCAAAUUUAUUGGCCGCGUUGUCGGUCUCGCCAUCUUUCAUCGUCGUUUCCUCGACUCUUUCUUCAUUGGAGCAUUCUACAAGAUGAUGCUGAGGAAGAAGGUCACCCUCCAGGAUAUGGAAGGUGUCGAUGAAGACUUGCACCGUAAUUUGACGUGGACUCUGGAGAACGAUAUCGAAGGCAUUGUGGAGCUGACAUUCUCCGUUGACGAUGAGCGAUUCGGAGAGCGUCAUACGGUUGAUUUGAUACCCGGUGGCCGGGACAUCCCCGUCACCAAUGAAAAUAAAGCGCAAUAUGUUGAGCUAGUGACGGAGUGGAAGAUUCAGAAGCGUGUUGAGGAGCAGUUUAAUGCGUUCAUCUCCGGCUUCAACGAACUGAUUCCUCAGGACCUGGUCAACGUUUUCGAUGAGCGAGAAUUGGAGUUGCUCAUUGGCGGUAUCGCUGAUAUCGAUGUCGAGGACUGGAAGAAGCACACUGACUACCGAGGCUAUCAAGAGUCAGACGAGGUUAUCCAGAACUUCUGGAAGGUCAUUCGCGGCUGGGAUGCGGAACAGAAGUCCCGCUUGCUCCAGUUUGCCACUGGUACAUCUCGUAUUCCAGUCAACGGUUUCAAGGAUCUCCAGGGUUCCGAUGGUCCCAGAAGGUUCACGAUCGAGAAGUCUGGCGAUCCGAAUGCGUUGCCCAAAUCUCAUACUUGCUUCAACCGUCUUGAUCUUCCGCCGUACAAGACAUUCGAGGCUCUUGAUCAGAAGCUCUCGAUUGCGGUCGAGGAAACAGUAGGAUUCGGUCAGGAGUAGAGCAAGACGAUCCGACGCAGGGAUGCGCUCAUGUUUGUGUUUACUUGGGGUGUUAUAUCGGUCACCGUAUAGUGGACUGGCAAUCUAGCACGGGCAUCUGUUGACCCUUUUCCUUUCUGGUGGUGUUUGCUAUGUUGCAGUCGGUCUUGUCGACCCGACUUCUAGGAUCAAGUGCGACUCUUCAAGAGAAGUCAGUUCCAUUACUUUACUAUUCGAAGGCCGUGUCUUUGACGUUGCGUGCGGAUAGCAAAAGAUACUGUCUUUUUUCUUUCUCUUUUUUGCACAUGCGGUUUUUCCCUUCUUCCGUUUGUAUAUCUGUACAAUUCUACCGGUCAGAGGCCUUUAUGAUCUUGUUUUACUCGCAAACGAUGCUGCUGGUCGUUAUCCAGCGACUGCGCUUUUCAAGUCGUUAUGGGGCGCACUGUUGAUACUGUUGAUAUUUAGUCGAGCAUAUCUAUCUGAUAAUCAAUCUACGUCAUGGAGGCU
Messenger RNA from Paecilomyces variotii, 3311 nucleotides. RefSeq names its product putative E3 ubiquitin-protein ligase hula. The coding region runs from base 414 to 2825 and encodes 803 amino acids. The transcript is spliced from 10 exons. Gene Ontology annotation, molecular function: protein binding; ubiquitin protein ligase activity. NCBI's taxonomy places the organism in Eukaryota, Fungi, Ascomycota, Eurotiomycetes, Eurotiales, Thermoascaceae. The record is from RefSeq and is a predicted model, not a curated record. Gene Ontology annotation, biological process: ubiquitin-dependent protein catabolic process.